This is a messenger RNA of Fomitopsis serialis, 722 nucleotides long. RefSeq lists its product as uncharacterized. Lineage: Eukaryota; Fungi; Basidiomycota; Agaricomycetes; Polyporales; Fomitopsidaceae. The record is from RefSeq and is a predicted model, not a curated record. The transcript has 7 exons. Bases 155 to 313 code for a protein of 52 amino acids.
GUACCACAGCGACGGCCGCGUCAAGGGCCUCAGCGAAGUGACCCCCAGCCACCUGCGCGAGAAGACCACGAAGGCCGACGUGAUCUCGUGGAGCGGCUGCGCGGACUCGCAGACAAGCGCGGAUACGUUCGAGGGCGGGGCGGCGGUCGGCGCGAUGAGCUACGCGUUCAUGAAGACACUGACCGAUCACAAGGACCAGACAUAUCAGCAGCUCUUGCAACAUCUGCGUCAAAUAUUGCACAAAAAUUACAGCCAAAAGCCGCAGCUCUCGUCUUCUCAUCGUAUUAACACGAACCACAAGUUCAUCAUGUAGCCUUAGUCAACUGACCAAUUAUGCAGGUCAACGAGCGGAUCGGCCGUGCGUGCAUUACACAUAGCCUUUGCGGUGCCUGGAUGUCGCGUGUGAGGUAAGCCAUCAGGGAGCUGUUGCAAAGCAUACACUGCGGACAAACCGCGUUGUGCGAAGCGCUCACAUGGUACUUACAUUGUAAGGUGGUGUAUAUUUUUACGGCUCUAAGUCGGAGCUCCUAACAUAGGGAAUGGGAUCCCUUUGUUCGGCCUAACAUUUUGAAUGUUCCUAGAAUCGGGAAUGUAAGUGUUAUGUUCUUCCUAUGUUCCGAAAUCGUGCCAUGUUCUAGGAAUGUACUUCCCAUGUUAGGGAAGUUCACUUGAUGGCUUACUAAUAUACACGCCCUUGCAAUGUUAGGCCUAUGUAAGCGCCU